GACCCUGAACGCUCCUUACCCACAAUGCACCGCGGCAGUUCUUGGUAAAAAAAUGGCGACGAGGGCACCAGUAGCGACAGGCAGGCUCCUGCUUGGAUUCCGCAAAUGGUACUAUAACGCUUGUGGCUUCAACAAGUAUGGUUUAGUGCGCGAUGACACACUCUAUGAGGAUGCAGAUGUGGCCGAGGCCCUGAGGAGGCUUCCAGAAAACGUGUACAAUGACCGGAUGUUCAGGAUGAAGAGAGCCCUCGAUCUCUCCAUGAAGCAGCAAAUCCUCCCUAAAGAGCAGUGGACAAAAUUUGAAGAGGAUGUCCGUUACCUGGCGCCGUAUCUAGAGGAGGUGAUCCGUGAGAGGAAAGAAAAGGAGGAGUGGAUGAAGAAAUAAAUGGUUCCUAAUCAAGGCAGUUGAUCCUCGUCUUUAGUCUGUGCAUGGUUGUCCCCCAGUUGUAAUAUUUAAAAUGAAAUCGUACCUAUAUAAAACAGUGCUCAUUAAAAAUUGUACAUUUUA
Messenger RNA from Centropristis striata (black sea bass), 508 nucleotides. It is a transcript of the gene uqcrb, whose product is annotated as cytochrome b-c1 complex subunit 7. Bases 53 to 385 code for a protein of 110 amino acids. The record is from RefSeq and is a predicted model, not a curated record. Gene Ontology annotation, biological process: mitochondrial electron transport, ubiquinol to cytochrome c. The transcript is spliced from 4 exons. NCBI's taxonomy places the organism in Eukaryota, Metazoa, Chordata, Actinopteri, Perciformes, Serranidae.